Dioscorea cayenensis subsp. rotundata (Guinea yam) is the source of this 1119-nucleotide messenger RNA. RefSeq lists its product as uncharacterized. Bases 1 to 1119 code for a protein of 372 amino acids. Lineage: Eukaryota; Viridiplantae; Streptophyta; Magnoliopsida; Dioscoreales; Dioscoreaceae. The record is from RefSeq and is a predicted model, not a curated record. The transcript has 3 exons.
AUGUCCUUCACAGAUGAGGACCUAUUACUUGGGACUACGGUACACAACAGACCACUAUAUGUGACAAGAUUUUGUGAUGGAGUAAAGAUUAACCGGGUUUUGGUUGAUCCAUGGUCUUCUUUGAAUUUAAUGACCCUCAACACUCUUCGAACAUUGGCUCUUGAAGUAUGCCACUUAUCUUCGGAGAAGAUCAUCAUCCAGGGUUUCAAUCAGCACAGCCAAAAGGCAUUGGGAUCGAUCACUCUCCCCCUCAAAUUUGGAAAAAUAUCAUCUAAUGUAAAAUUCCAUGUAAUUGACGCUGAUGCGUCCUAUAAAGCCCUCUUAGGAAGGCCAUGGAUUCAUGAAAACCAGCUGGUUCCUUCAACACUGUAUCAAUGCGCAAAGUACGUGGUGGAUGGGGAAGAGUUUAAAAUUGAUGAAGAGAUCCAACCCUUUGGCAUCCAUGAAAUACACUAUGAGGAUGCGAGGUAUUACCUUAACGCAUCCAAGUCAACCAAAGGGGUCAAAUUGCCGUGCCCAGAAGAAGUGUCUUUGAUCAAGACAGCCAAAACUACUCCUGUGCUCCAGAAAAGAGAACCAAUGCCACCUCACUUUGGUAGUGACACUGAGUCAUCAAAAGAUGAGAGCGAUGCGGAUAUACACCAAAGUAAGGGUCAAGUUGAAAGAUCUACUGAAGAAAAUGCAUUGUAUAUUACGAGGAUUCCUGAUGGGCUAUACAAAUCCCUGUAUGACUUGAAAUGGUUAGAUGAUGAGGUAGCUGUACACAAAUUGGUCAUUGAUCCUAAUGCUACUUCAGUCAAACAAGCACCGAGGAAGAUGAAGUUUGACUUAGAAGAAAGGAAGAAUGGGCAAAUAAGGAUAUGUGUAGAUUUUAGAGUCUUGAGCAAGGCAUGUCCCAAGGAUGAUUUUCCCCUCCCAGUUAUGGAGAUCAUGAUCGAUAACACCUCAGGGUAUGAGAUGUUCUUCUUUAUGGAUGGGUAUUCUGGAUACAAUCAAAUCAAAAUGCAUCCAGAUGAUCAGAAGAAUACUGCUUUCCGAACGACCAUGGGCAUCUAUUGUUAUAGAGGGACUAAAGAAUGCGGGAGCAACAUAUUAAAGGGCUAUGGCCAAAAUAUUUGA